Molecule: messenger RNA, 468 nt
Organism: Camellia sinensis
Lineage: Eukaryota; Viridiplantae; Streptophyta; Magnoliopsida; Ericales; Theaceae
Source: RefSeq, a predicted model, not a curated record
CUUGUGUUUUCAUCAUCAGCUACAGUUUAUGGUUGGCCAAAGGUGGUACCGUGCACAGAGGAGUUUCCCCUCUCUGCAGCAAACCCUUAUGGACGAACCAAGCUCUUCAUUGAAGAAAUAUGCCGUGAUACCCACCUCUCGGACACCAAAUGGAAAAUCAUAUUGCUGCGAUACUUCAAUCCUGUUGGUGCACAUCCUAGUGGUUAUAUUGGUGAGGAUCCUCAUGGUAUACCAAACAAUCUCAUGCCUUAUGUGCAACAAGUUGCUGUUGGUAGGCGACCUGCACUUACUGUAUUUGGAAAUGACUACUCUACAAAGGAUGGUACAGGGGUACGUGACUACAUUCAUGUCCAGGAUUUGGCUGAUGGGCAUAUUGCUGCAUUGAACAAGUUAUCUGAUCCUUCUAUAGGUUGUGAAGUUUACAAUCUUGGAACUGGACCGCCUGAUGACAGCGUCUUGGUCCCUUAA